Molecule: messenger RNA, 1809 nt
Organism: Daktulosphaira vitifoliae (grape phylloxera)
Lineage: Eukaryota; Metazoa; Arthropoda; Insecta; Hemiptera; Phylloxeridae
Product: sentrin-specific protease 1-like
Exons: 6
Coding region: 259-1506 (415 amino acids)
Biological process (GO): protein desumoylation
Cellular component (GO): nucleus
Molecular function (GO): deSUMOylase activity
Source: RefSeq, a predicted model, not a curated record
UUUGAUAAUUCUCUGUAUUAUUCUUAAAAUAUUGUAUUCUUUGACCAAUAAUACAAUUAAAAUAAAUAAGUAUUGUUUAUACUAAAUUUAUUUAUAAUUGGCUUAUACAUUUUUUUAAUGAAUUUUUACAAUUAAGUUUCCUUGACAAUUAGAUGUAAAUGUUGAUUUUAUCGACAUUUCAGUUCACUUCGUUUUUUCCCGUGAAAAAUAAACUAUCGUCUUGUGUAAUUAUUAAGAUUUAUUUAAUUAGUUAUUGAUAUGGCAAGUGAAAAAAAUAUUUUUGGUCAAACAAAUGAAUCAAACUUACAUAAGGUCAUACGCAGAGUUGAAGAAAUAUGGAAUCGUCGUUUCAUGCAUUCCAAUUGUGUUUUAAAUAAUACAAAUAAAGGACAAAUAUCAAAAAAGUCAACUAAAGAUGGAAGAAUUAUCUCAAUUAUUAAUAAAAAUAUUUAUCCUAUAAAAAAUUCCAUUAUUCCAAAAAAACGCACAUAUCGAAAAACGAAUAAAAAAGAUAAAAUUAUUCCAGAAAAAUUGAAUAUGAUGCAGCAAAGAGAAUUCGGAACACUUUUUCAGAAUGAAAAAUCUGAAAAAUAUAAAAAUGAAAUUUUAAAUUCAACAGAAAAAAAAAAUAUAGCAAUUUCAAAAGACAAUCCGCUAUUAAUAUCAGCUGAUUUGUUAGAAAAGAAUUUUCAUAAGAAAAAUUUAGAACGCAAAAAAUCCGAAAUAAAUAAACAACUUUUUGAGAUAUCUAAUACUACUGCUCGACCAAAUUUAAAAAGAAAUUCAUCCGAAGAAGAUGAAAAAGUCAUAAAAAAGCCAAAAGUUAGUUCUAAUCCUUUGACCUUAAAUACGCCGAAUGACGUAAAUUUACUUGCUCUGUCCACUAUUGAAGUAAUAAAAGUACCAGAGAAAGAAAAAGAAGUAAUGCAAGAUCAGAACACAAAAUCUCUUGAUCAGUAUAAUGCACCUUCAUUUAAAUCGCCCACAUCAUGGUAUACUUCAGACACAAUUAAUGAGUACAUUAAAAUGAUAGUAAAACGGUCAGAAGGUGAAGUUUAUGCAGUUGUCACUGAUUUUAUUGUAGCGUAUCUUCGAGGAGGUUAUCCAGCUGUAAGAAGAUGGAUAAAAAAAGAUAUUCACACAAUAAAAUUACUUUUUGUGCCCAUGAAUGUAUAUGAGAGUCAUUGGAUAUUGACAGUGGUUAAUAUACCUGAAAAGACUGUGACAUCAUAUGAUAGUCUUAAGUCGUAUAAGGGUCCUUAUCCAAUGGUAUUAAAAAAUUUCUUAAUUGAAUGGGAGAUGGACAAAAAAGGAAAAGCUUCUACAUGGACAUUACAAAUAGGCGAGACAUCUCGCCAAACCAAUGGACAUGAUUGUGGGCCAUUUACUGUUGAGCUGGCAGAAAAAAUGUCUCGAGGAGAUACAACACCAAUAAAUGCAAAUUUUAUGCCUUUUAUAAGAUUAAGACACAAAAAUGAAAUUAUUGCUGGCGAGCUAUUCAAUUAAUAUUUUUAUGAAUGAAAUUUUAUUUUUGUAUUUUAUAUCAAUUUUCUUAAUAUUCACUAUAAAUUGAAAUUUUUAUUUGUAUACCACCAAACAUUUUUUUACUUUUUCUAUGUUUAAUUGUUGUUUUGUUAUUUUAUUUUAAUCUUAUUUUUCUUUGUAACAUUUCAUUUAAGAAAUUCAAAUUUAAUAUAAAUUUAUCUUAACUGAAAUAAUUUAAUGUUCUUGUUAUGUGAAUAUACAAAUAUUAUAAUAUACAGUUAUGGAUACAAUUAAGUUAAAAAGUCAGCCAAUUAUAAAUUUUUA